Ichthyophthirius multifiliis is the source of this 757-nucleotide messenger RNA. RefSeq names its product TBC domain protein. Gene Ontology annotation, molecular function: calcium ion binding. Lineage: Eukaryota; Ciliophora; Oligohymenophorea; Hymenostomatida. The transcript is spliced from 5 exons. The record is from RefSeq and is a predicted model, not a curated record.
AGGGUAUUUAUUAUGGCAUGCAGAAGAAAAAAUGGCAUUUGAAUUAUUAAUUUAUAUAAGUAGAAAAUUAAAAUUAGAAGAUUUAUUAAGAUAAGGGUUUUUAGAUUUAAAAAGACAUAUAAAAAUUAUAGAAGUACUCAUAAUUAUACAUUGUAAUGAAGUUAUAAAUAUUUUAAAUAAAUUAGAAAUCACUAUAUAAAUGAUAAUUUAAGAAUGGCUUUUAGUUUUUAUGACUAAUGUAAUACCUUUAGAAUUUUCACAUUUUGUUAUUAAUGGUAUUAUUUUCGAAGGAUGGAUUUUUAUAUAUAGAGCAAUUGUUAAUUCACUUAAAAUUGUGGCUAAUAAAGCUUUAUGUAUUAGUGAUUAAAGUGAAGUAAUAUUUAUGUUAAAAUAUUUAAAAGGUAUAGAUUGGAAUUUAAUAUUAUAAAAAGAAUAACCAAGAAUUGAAAGUGGACUUAUAUAAAACCUUUCAAGUUAUUUAGGCCAAUGUGGUACUAAAGAAUCUUAUUUAUGUGGAACAUAUGGAUUAAAAGAAAUGUAUUUAGAAGCUUUUAAUAUUUUCGAUAAAGACGGAAAUGGAAAAAUUACAGUCGAUGAAAUUUUAAAAAUACUAAAUUUAGACACUAAGGAAGAGAGAAAAAUAUUUAUUGAAAGUAAAUUGAAAAAAAUUAUAGAAGAAAUCGAUAUAAAUAAAGAUGGAGAAAUCGAAUUUGAUGAAUUCAAAAUAAUUAUGAAUAAUUUAUUGAAUUAAAUAUGA